Molecule: messenger RNA, 3210 nt
Organism: Cladophialophora yegresii CBS 114405
Lineage: Eukaryota; Fungi; Ascomycota; Eurotiomycetes; Chaetothyriales; Herpotrichiellaceae
Product: NAD-specific glutamate dehydrogenase
Exons: 2
Coding region: 1-3210 (1069 amino acids)
Cellular component (GO): mitochondrion
Molecular function (GO): L-glutamate dehydrogenase (NAD+) activity
Source: RefSeq, a predicted model, not a curated record
AUGGAUCACCUCUCAGCCAACGGUGACCGGCCACUGAACCCGGCCAAACACAAGAUCCUGGACCAGGUUGUGAGAACACCAGGAAGACAACCCUCACCCCAGCCGACUUUAUUGGGGGUACCUGGUGCCUCCCACUCGAAUCAGUCGCUGCACCGCAUUCUCUCGGAUCAUAGUUCAGGAUAUGUUGCGCCCAAAUUCGAGGGCAAGAAGGCGCAGAUGGAAGAGGUUAUGGACCUGAUCGAAGACAAGGGCUUCUUGCCCAAUGAUUUUAUUGCGUCCGAAACAGAAUGGUUCUACAACUCCCUGGGCAUCGACGACAUGUACUUCUCCACCGAGACCGUCGAAGCCGUUGCCAGCAACAUCCUCUCUCUGUACGCCGCCAAGUUGGCCGCUUACGCACGAGAUGACAAGAAGUUGGAGAUCAGACUGGCAAAAGAAGCGUCCGAUCAUGCAGUCUACAUAGACACAAGCACACCUGGAGUCAGCGUGAUUGAAGGGCCGCGAUACGAGCAGCGGAUCGACGAGAAAUACAUUGACGGCUCUACACCAGCGAGGAGCUACAGGGUCGAGUCUUUUCGCUCCAGCAAUGCUCUGCCCGACAACCCAGAUCAAUCCCUGCGAUGUUAUUUCAUCUAUCAGUGUCAGUUCAGCAACCCCAGCACCAGCCCAGACGAGACAAAUAUUGAGGUCAUUGGUGAGAAGCGGUUCCUCCAAAAGGCAACCCAGAAGACAAAAGAAAUCUACCAGGAGAUUAUUACUUAUGCCGUGUCAAGGACUGGUCCCGUUAUCGAGAUGUUCGACAUGGAGGGUACACGGGAGAAGCGACUUGUUAUCGCCUACCGCCAAGGUUCAGCCAUGGGUGUCUUCAGUGCAUUGUCAGAUCUGUACCACUACUAUGGAGUUACGAGCUCCAGAAAAUAUGUUGAACAAUUCUCCAACGGCAUCACGGUCAUCUCCCUAUAUCUGAAACCUGCUAGCGGCGACAUUGCUAAGUCGAGGUUCCCUCCCAUCGAGGCCGCGAUCCACCAGAUCAUCAAAGAAGUCUCCCUGCUGUUCUGCAUUCCCCAGAACAAGCUGCAGGGACAGUUUGCCAGCGGCAACUUGAGCCUGCAAGAGAGUAUCUACGCUCAUUGCGUGCAUGUAUUUGUUCAGCAGUUCUUGAACCGUUUGGGCUCAGAGUAUACGUCGUUGGUGGCAGCACUGAAGGGAGAUACAAACGCAAACGCGGAGCUGCUCUCAAAGAUCAAGAAGCGCCUGCGCACGGAGACUUUCACCUCGGAGUACAUCCUUGAGAUCAUCAACAAGUAUCCAGACCUGAUCCGGAAUCUGUACCUCUCGUUUGCCAGCGCCCACUACGUGCAAACCAGAGGCGAGCAAGAUGACUUCAUCCCGACGCUGAGCUACCUUCGCUUGGAUGUACAAAAUGUCAUUGAUGAUGCGACGCUCUCGGAGCUGAUCUCCAAGACCACCCAGAACCAGCAUGACGAGAUGGUCAUGCAGUACUUCUUGACCUUCAAUCGCGCAGUUUUGAAGACCAACUUCUAUACCCCAACCAAGGUGGCCCUGAGUUUCCGCCUCAAGCCCAGCACCGACUUCUUGCCCGAGCAUGAAUACCCUCAGCCACUGUACGGCAUGUUUUUGGUCAUCGGCUCCGAGUUCAGAGGUUUCCAUCUGCGAUUCCGCGAUAUUUCCCGCGGUGGCAUUCGUAUCGUCAAGUCCCGUAACAAGGAGCUCUACGCCAUCAACGCCCGGACCCAGUUCGAUGAGAACUACAAUCUUGCCAAUACUCAACAGAGGAAAAACAAGGACAUUCCGGAAGGUGGAUCCAAAGGUGUGAUCCUCUUGGAUUACCAUCACCAAGAUAAGACGCGCGUCGCAUUUGAGAAGUAUAUCGACAGCAUCAUGGACCUCCUUCUGCCUCCCACAAGCCCUGGCAUCAAGGACCCUAUCGUCGAUUUACACGGACAAGAAGAGAUCCUCUUCAUGGGUCCCGACGAGAACACGGCAGAUCUCGUUGAUUGGGCUACAGAACAUGCCCGAGCUAGGGGUGCACCCUGGUGGAAAUCUUUCUUCACCGGCAAAAGCCCGAAGCUUGGCGGAAUCCCUCAUGAUGCUUAUGGCAUGACUACACUGUCAGUUCGUGAAUACGUUUUGGGCAUCUACCGCAAGUUGAACCUAGACCCGAGCAAGAUCAGAAAACUCCAGACUGGGGGCCCAGAUGGAGACUUGGGUUCUAAUGAAAUACUCCUGGGCAAUGAGAAGUACGUUGCCAUCGUCGACGGUUCUGGAGUUUUGGUGGAUCCUGCCGGCCUGGACCGUGGAGAAUUGGUGCGUCUGGCGAAGCAACGGGUGAUGAUUGCUGAGUACGAUAUUUCAAAUUUGUCGCCACAAGGAUAUCGCGUGCUGGUCGACGAGACAAACGUCACUCUGCCGUCUGGCGAAAAAGUCAAUAACGGCAUGACCUUCCGAAACACCUUCCACCUGCGUGAUGGAUCGCAGUACGACCUGUUUGUACCAUGCGGCGGCCGCCCGGAGUCGAUCGAUCUCUCCACAACCGCCAAGCUGAUCGCGGAUGGCAAAUGCAAAAUCCCGUACAUCGUCGAGGGCGCCAAUCUCUUCAUCACGCACGAUGCCAAGCUCCGCCUAGAGAAAGCUGGCUGUAUCAUAUACAAAGACGCCUCUGCGAACAAGGGCGGUGUUACGUCGUCUUCGCUAGAGGUCCUGGCAAGCUUGUCCUUUGACGACAAGGGCUUCAUUGAGAACAUGUGUGUUGGUAGUGACGGCACCGUGCCCGAGUUCUACAAGACCUACGUCAAGGAAGUGCAAGAAACCAUCAAACGCAACGCCUGUCUCGAGUUCGAAGCUAUUUGGCGUGAGAAUGAGGCCACCGGCAUCCCUCGCUCAACGCUCUCCGACCAAUUGUCACUCGCAAUCACCAAGCUCGACGAAGACCUCCAGAACUUCAAGGAGUUGUGGGACAACAAGUCACUGAGGAUGCAGGUGUUCAGGGAAGCAUUGCCUCGGACUUUGCAGGAGAAGAUUGGCUUGGACAAGAUCCUGCAACGGGUGCCGGACAAGUAUCUCAAAUCCAUCUUUGGGAGUUACCUGGCCAGUCGAUUCGUGUACGAGUAUGGUUCUACGCCAAGUCAGUUUGCGUUCUUUGACUUUAUGAGCAAGAGGCUAGCUACUGCUGUCACCGAUGGGAGGUGA